Messenger RNA from Trichomonas vaginalis G3, 577 nucleotides. RefSeq names its product integrase core domain containing protein family. The annotation marks the transcript as partial. The record is from RefSeq and is a predicted model, not a curated record. NCBI's taxonomy places the organism in Eukaryota, Parabasalia, Trichomonadida, Trichomonadidae. Gene Ontology annotation, biological process: DNA integration. Gene Ontology annotation, molecular function: nucleic acid binding. The transcript has a single exon.
AUGAGCUUGAAAGAAGUAUUCGAACAACAUCCAUGGAGGUCAUUUAAGAAGUUCAAUGAAGCUGCAAAGAGUUGGGGAUUUACUAACAGAGCUGAAGUGAAAAGGUUCUUUGACAAAAAUGUUGUACAUCAAACAAAAAUAAACCCUUACGACUACUUUUUACCAAUUUACUCCAACACUCCUGACGCAUACCAAUUUGACACUCUCAUUCAAAGCAGAAAAGGAGGACAUAAACCAUUCCUCAUCUUCAUUAAUGUUAACACUCGUAAAGCAUAUGCAUAUCCAAUGAAAAAUAAAGGAACUCGUGAAGUGUUAAGAGUUUUACAAAAGUUUGUAGCAGAACAUAGCCCAAGUACUUUAACAUCAGACCAAGACAGUGCAUACCUCAGUAAUGAAAUCACAGAAUUUCUCAUUAAGCAUAACAUAACUCACUACACUACUGAAGACCAUAACCAUAACAUACUCGGCAUCAUAAACCGCUUCAUAAGAACGCUCAGAGAUUUAAACCAAGAGCGAGACUUUACCGAAGAAACAAUGAAACACUUUCUCGAAGUAUAUAAUUCCUCAACACAUUCUA